Messenger RNA from Podospora pseudocomata, 3162 nucleotides. RefSeq lists its product as uncharacterized. Gene Ontology annotation, molecular function: protein binding. NCBI's taxonomy places the organism in Eukaryota, Fungi, Ascomycota, Sordariomycetes, Sordariales, Podosporaceae. The record is from RefSeq and is a predicted model, not a curated record. The transcript has a single exon. The coding region runs from base 1 to 3162 and encodes 1053 amino acids.
AUGGCAUCCACUCCCUCCAACCGGCUUAAGCUUACGCCCAACAACUCUCCAUAUCUUUCCCGACCCUCGCGUUCUCCCAUCCGGCCCCGCGGCUUCUGCGAACCCGGCCUGUCUCUCCAACGUGUGAUAGGUACAACCUGCAGCUCCCCGACCGGAUUUGAUACCGUCCACUCAUCGUUCGCCUAUAUUGCUGGCGGCGCCGUGGUGGUGGUGGACGUGUCUGGCGAGCAUUAUUCUCAACGAUUCUACCGGGCCAGACCCUCUGCUGUACCCGUAUUUUCCGUAUCUCCGGUCUCGAAUUCAUCUUCCACACUGAACAACACCCCAAAAGCAAACGAUAGUAGGAACCGAGCGGCGCCCUCCCCGCGAGAGGGUUCAUAUGGCGGCUCAGACUGGCUGGACGCACCAAGCUCCAAAACCUGGACGAGUCGAGAGCGCAUCAAGGCAGCCACCUGUCUGGCCCUCAGUAGAGAUGGAAGAUAUCUCGCCGUGGGCGAGACGGGCUAUGCUCCGCGGGUGCUCAUAUUCAACCUCCAGGACGUUUCCUCGGACACGCCACUGGUCUCGAUUAGCGAACACACGUUUGGCGUCAACGCCGUGGCAUGGUCCUCAGACACCAAAUUUCUGGCCUCCUUAGGUGCUGCCAACGAUGGGUUUCUUUACCUAUGGAAAAUCGAUCCCCGCACAGGUGCGGCAAAGCUGUUUCAACAAAAUCGGUGCACCGCUCAGGUGAAGGGCUUGUUUUGGAUGGGCAGCAACCUGAUUACGCUGGGCGUCCGUCACGUGAAAGUUUGGAGGGUGGAUGAAGGCUCAAUAGCCACCCCGGUGAAGCCUAGGUUUGGCGGAGAGCAAGCUGCUCAGGCCGUCGCUCAGCAAGCCCAAAAACCCCUUUCCGGAAGAAACAUCCUUCUGGGCACCAUGCUGGACGAAACAUUCGUCUGCGCAAUCGCCAUCAGCGACGAGAAAGCCAUUGUCUGCUCGGAAACGGGCCACGUGUGCCUGUUGGACGACACGAAUAAACAAAUGAAACUGGUCAAGGUGCUGGACCUUGGCUUCAACAUUGGCUGCAUCUCCAGCCGAAACGGGAGUGUAUAUGUGGGCGGCAAAGAGGACGGCGAUUUCGCCCUCGUGAGUCUCGAGGGAAUCCUCAGUGGCACGCCGGACCCAACACUUCGGAGCUCACAGACCUCCGAAGGCCUCGCGGCCAUGGGGUUUUUGGCUGAAAACCUGGUGACGGUCAACAGCAAGCAGUCGAUUGAUGUUUGGGGUCCGGAUUACAUGCCUGGGACUACCCCAGACGACACAAAACGCAUCCCUAUACCAGGCCCGGGUGAUCCUAUCGUUGGCACCCAGCGGCUCUCUGCGUCGAAUAAACUCGGUGCCGCUUUCUUCACGUGGGCCGGCUUCGGGCGAGUGAAUAUCUGGGACCUGGACGGCAUGAUCAAAUCAGCCUUUGAUGUUCCCAUUGAACAACUCGACAUGGGCAACGAGGUCGAGGUCAAUCAAGUUGUUGUGGUGAGAGCCACAGGUGACGGCAGCCUCUUCGUUGCUGGCGACAAGCUGGGUGUUCUUCGGAUCGUGGACUCUUCGACAGGAGGGUGCGUGAUGGAGACCAAGGCUCAUUCGUCAGACUGCCAGGAUAUCACGAUUCACGAGGGCCAGUCGAGAACCCUCAUCGCUUCCUGCGGCAGAGACCGAACAGUCCAGCUGUUUCAACGGUUGGCGACAGGUGCUUUUGAGCACUUCCAGACACUGGAGUUCACUGCCAAGGUUGUGCAAGUGCUCAUCCCUACUGAGGAUAAGCUCAUGACGUGCUCCCUGGAUCGAACGAUUCAGAUACACGAUUUGGUCACCAAGGAGAACGAGCCGGAUGCUAUGGCCGCGAUACCCUCCAAGGUCGUUUCGCUAAAGGCUUCUCCGUCAUCCAUGACGGUGACACCUGAUGAGAAGGCGAUCUAUGUCGCUUUGCUGGACCGCUCGGUCUGCCAUUAUGAUUUCACAACUGGGCGGCUUCUUGGGUCUUUCAAGUGCAACGAUGAGGCGGGACUGGAAUCUGUCGUUUUGGAAUCACUCACAUUUGGCCAGCUUGGAAAUGGUGAUCUGUCGUUCUUGCUGGGUAUCUCCAACACGGACAAAUCGGUGCGGAUAUACGACGCUCAGUCUGGGUUGUUUUUGGACCGCGAAUGGGGCCACACCGAGGCUAUCAAUGGUGUCGUUUUGAUCGACGGUGAUGAAGGUGGAAAGAGAGUCGUCAGUGUGGGCGAGGAUGGUACCAUAAUGAUCUGGACGCUUGACUUUCAAGAUCCCGUCGCUGGCGGGUCACGAACUCGCGAUCCGUCACCCGACAAGAACAUCUCGACAUCCACCAGACCGCCGUUACGAAAGGUUCUCUCGAAAGCAGAAUUAGCCGAGUUUCAACGGCCAACAACGUCCCCUGGCGGGCGUAGAUCACCGCCCCGUGCUUCACAUCGGCGGGCUAGUAAGUUCCAUGUGACGACAAACACGGCGAGGACGCCCAACACCGAAAAGCAACAACUCAGCCCGGGGAGCGGGGUAGCAGAAGAGACUCCCUCUCGGCGAGCCUCUUCAGGGGGCAGCAGAUCAGAUAGCCCUCCUCCACCACCCGAUAGCCCCAAGAACAGGGCGCGGAUGUUUCGCCGACCAUCUCUCCCGGCCUUGAACAUGACGCCGACGGCGAGCAUCAAGUCCAAGAAGAAGUCCAACCAAAAUAUGCGGAGCGGGUAUGGCUUUGGCAGCCUCAGCAUGGCCACCGAGCAAACCUGCCGUCAACUACGGGCCUACCGCAAGAAAUUAAACUCGAGCGAUUCCAUCAACAGCGAUGUUCUCUCUGAACUCGACGCCGAACUCCGGCUUACGGCGGCGGCGCUCGGGGAACGGGCGAUCAGGAGCAGGAGCAGCCGCGAGCCGGACGAGCACAAGCCAGUCAGCGAGUCGAUGCUGAGCGGCCUACUGGACCAGUAUAGUGAGCGAUUGGUCAGCAUGCUGGACGAGAAGCUUCGACUGCGGCUCAGCGAGGAGGAGAAGGAUUCUCUUGUUAGGGACAGGCCGAGGACAUCUGGGCAAGCCUCGUCGAGUUCGGAGGGGAGCAGGGGGGGGACGUUUACGGAUGCUGUGCUUUGUGAGGAGCCUGGGUCUGCUUGA